AUGGCGCCGUCUUCCGGAGGGGGGCGAGUUCUGGCUUGGGGCUAUGUGGGCUGCCUGAUGUUGUUGAAGAGUACCCUGUCAUGUCUGUGCCUCGGGCCACUGCCGUGUUGUCCUGACGCCACGCCUCCGGAGUCUCCGCUGGCCUCUAUGGGGCGCACUCGCAGGAGGGAGCUCACUCGCCUACUCAACCUGGCCUGGAACACCCACGUGCAGCCAGAACGCGAGUGGAACUGCAUCGACAUCAGCCGCGUUGGGUCCAGGGAUGCAACCAGAGCUGGCAAGUGGCGCGGCUCAUCUCCCACGUGUGUGGUUUAUUGGGCAUUCGAGUGGGCGAAGCUGCCCAUCCUGGCCCAGGGACUCCUGGCUCGGCCAAUGGAUGGACCUACGCCCUCGGACGACAUGGUUGUGGAGGCCUCGGGCGUGCGACAAAGACUGUUCUGCCCUGUCAUAGGUUGCCCGUGUUCUGAUCCCACUCGGACAGCUGGCUGGACCAGCAAGGAAACCAUCCGGUCACACAUUGACGCUCACCUGGGUGGUGCUCUGGCAGGGGAGGUCCCAGCAGAAUGGCUGCAGGCCCACAACCGCCAACGCUGCAGUGUCUGCGGGCUCAGUGUCUCUACUCGCCACGGUGUGCACCCGACUUGCAGGCCUGCCGCGCGUGAGGCUUCAGGGCCUGCCGCUGGUUCUGCCGGAGCUGCGCCAGCGGGCAUCUGGAGCGGCCCGUCCUUUGCUGACCUCUUGGCCUCGCGCACCACCACCCUGCGCCACGUUCCUGCCGCUGCAAGGCAUGCUUGGAGCCAGGCUUUGUCGCGUGCUUUGGCCGCAGUGGCGCACAGCAACACCGAGCAUGCCUGGCGCCAGCUGUUUCUGCUUCCACAGUGCGUCCUGUGCCCCCCACCACGGGGUGGCCGCAAACACCGCAAAGCAGCAGGCGCUUACACCCGUGAUCGUGCCCAGCGCUGGUUGGAAGGCGAGCGUCAGUUUCUCUGGGAGUCCCGCCACAUGCCAGCCCGGCGUGGUGGCAGGGCCGCGCCCAGCGAUGAGGAACGGCGACGCCUUGCGACUGCUCUGACGCGGGAAGGAUGUGAUGGCAAGGCUUGCGCGGCUCUUCUGUCCAAGGGGCUUAGCCCGGAAACUGCUGCCACAGCUGAGGAGCUUCGCAUGCUUCACCCUUCUCAUCCUGCUCCGCGGGCUAGGUCGGAACGGGACUUACCUGCAUCCCUGGACAUUGAUGCUGAUGCGGUGGCUAGGGCGCUGCGUGCCUUUCCUGCCGGCACUGCCCCCGGACCGUCGGGUCUGCGAGCCCAGCACCUCUUGGACGCUUCUGCCCCUGGCGUUGUCCAUGAUGGAUUUCUGCGCCACCUCACGGAUGUGGUCAACCUCCUUGCGCAGGGAGCAGCGUGCAACAGCGUUGCCCCCUACCUUGCUGGUGCUGCCUUGGUCGCAGUUCCGAAGCCGAAGGGGGGUGUCCGACCCAUUGCCAUCGGGGAAGUCCUGCGGCGGUUAACAGGCAAGUGCCUUGCUGAAAGCGUGCGAGAGGAUGCCAAAGCAUUCUUCUGGCCUGUGCAGCUGGGCGUGGCCGUGCCCUCUGGUGUCGAGGUGGCGGUGCAUGCGGUGCGCUCAUACUGUGCUCGCCAAGCCAAGGCCACUGACCGGGUUCUGGUCAAGCUGGACUUUGAGAAUGCUUUCAAUACCAUCUCCCGUGAUGCGGUGCUGACUGCUGUCACUGAGCACUUCCCACACCUGGCUCGCUGGGUUCACUGGUGUUACAGACAGCCCUCUCACCUGCUCUUUGGUGCCUUUGGUGUGCAGUCGGCAGCGGGAGUGCAGCAGGGUGAUCCGCUUGGCCCCCUCCUUUUCGCGUGUGUGCUGCAGAGCUUGGGUCGAGAGCUUAAAGCUGGGCCACUCGACUUGGCGGUCUUCUACCUGGAUGACGGGGUGAUUGCGGGCACGCCUGCCGCAGUCGGGCAAGCGCUGCGCCAUGUUCAGCAGAGGGCCGCGGAAGUUGGCCUGCGCCUUAACCUGCGCAAGUGCGAAGCAGUGGCUGUGGGGGCUACUACAGCGGACAGCCUGACUGCGCACCUUCCCCGGGAAAUUCUUUUCGGGGCUUCGGGGGAGGGGCGGGUCGCUCGCAACUUUGAGCUUUUGGGUGCGGCAGUUGGGGACGACGACUACACCGCAGCCCACACCCACGCUCGCUGCCAGGCUGCCGUGCCGCUCCUGGAUGCCAUUUCCGGGCUGGAGGACCCCCAGGUAGGCCUCAGGUUGCUGCGUGCCUGUGCCGGCCACGCUCGCUUGGUGCAUGGCAUGCGCUGUACGCCACCAAAGGCCCAGCUGUCUGCGCUCGAGGAGUUCGACGCUCUUGUGCAGGGUUGCUUCAGCAGCCUCACUGGCUUGCGCCUUACCGCGGAGCAGGUCCGGCAAACCCAGCGCGGCCUUGCUUUGCGGUCAGCUGCACGGGAUGCGCCGGCGGCUUACCUGGCUUCUCUUGGUGGCAGUAUCUUGGCGUGUGCUGACUUGGACCCCUCUUUCGAGGUUGCCGCGGUGCCACAGCCGUCCGCUGAACACGCCUUGCAGCUCCCAGAUGGCUGA
Messenger RNA from Symbiodinium natans, 2592 nucleotides. NCBI's taxonomy places the organism in Eukaryota, Dinophyceae, Suessiales, Symbiodiniaceae. The record is from the annotation of a GenBank genome assembly.